UCUCAUCGUCACUCUAAUUAAUUACUCCAGCUCCACUACUCCUCUGACCAAACAUUCCCCGUUCCCACGCACGGCUCGUUGACGGCAGCGCAGCCGCUGUUGAAGGGAUCGGAUCUAAGAAGAGAGGGGAGUGUAGCGGAGCGAGAGCGAGGGGAGAUGUCGGGCGGGUCACGGCGGUCGGGGGCGUGCGUGAAGUGCUGCCUGGUGCUGUUCGCCGUCGCGUCCGCUCUCUGCGUCUCGGGUCCAGCCCUCUACUGGAGAUACAAGAAGGGCUUCGGUGGUGGGAUUUCCUCCCACUCUUCUUCGGCCUGCGCGCCCUGCGUCUGCGACUGCCCCCCUCCCCUCUCCCUUCACAAGAUCGCGCCUGGAUUGAUAAACCUCUCAAUUACAGAUUGUGGGAAACAUGAUCCGGAGCUCAACAAGGAGAUGGAGAAGCAGUUUGUGGAUCUCCUCACGGAGGAGCUGAAGCUGCAGGAGGUUGUUGCUGAAGAGCAUACUCAUCACAAGAAUGCCACCGUUGUUGAAGCAAAAAGAAUGGCUUCUCAGUAUCAAAAAGAGGCUGAGAAGUGCAAUGCUGCAACAGAGAUAUGUGAGGAGGCCAGAGAGCGGGCUGAGGCAGGGCUGACUAAAGAGAAGAAGAUCACGGCACUCUGGGAAAGGCGGGCCCGUCAACUGGGCUGGCAAGAUGCAUGACUUGUGGUUUAGUAAAAUUUUCCGCUACUUGCUCUUUGUAACCAUAUCAGGUGUUUCUUCAAUAGCGAUGAACUGUAAUGUCUAUUUAUAUUUUUGAUGACGAACGGCACUAAAAGCGUUUGUAAUAUUAUGUUCUUACUCCUGGAGAAAUGUAGAUGCAUGCCUUAGGUUGGCCGAUGUCAAAUCUAAUAUGCUCUGUAUUUAUGCUGCAGCCAAUCUCUGCAGCCCGAGCUUAUAAUAUCUUGCUCUUCUCUACU
Messenger RNA from Phoenix dactylifera (date palm), 950 nucleotides. RefSeq names its product ubiquitin-associated protein (DUF1068) (gene NKS1). The record is from RefSeq and is a predicted model, not a curated record. NCBI's taxonomy places the organism in Eukaryota, Viridiplantae, Streptophyta, Magnoliopsida, Arecales, Arecaceae.